Macrobrachium nipponense is the source of this 2592-nucleotide messenger RNA. RefSeq lists its product as uncharacterized. Gene Ontology annotation, biological process: synapse organization. The coding region runs from base 897 to 1793 and encodes 298 amino acids. The transcript has 7 exons. The record is from RefSeq and is a predicted model, not a curated record. Lineage: Eukaryota; Metazoa; Arthropoda; Malacostraca; Decapoda; Palaemonidae. Gene Ontology annotation, cellular component: neuron projection membrane.
GCCCGUGCUGUCAGUAUAUCUUUGCUCCCAGUUUCGGUAGAGACAUGAAGCCCAUGUCUGUAUGCACAGUUUCUUACUAUUUUGUUCCACUAAACAUUUCAGUACGUAUUAUUUAGGAAACGGGAAUAAUUUGUGAUAUUCUUCGUUACCGAUUUCCGUUAAAAACAACUACAUAGAGCAACCUUACACCGAUUCAUUCAGGCACCUUCGAAAAAGUGUAUCAAAUUCAGACAUGUGUAAAGAGUUAUGAGUUGGCUGUUCUACCGAACAGGUUGCUCUUGUGUGAGGAAAAGGGGAACAGGACUGAAGAAAGUAGCACAAGAGAGAAAUAACUAAAAUCAAAUAAUAAAUAAGCAGUUAAUUAAUUACCGUGACAUUACAAAGUUCUGGAACUCUUUUUGUCUUCUCAGUGAAUAACUUAGUCUCAUUCUUACGCUUGCUGAAUAUUACCGUUGAUUUUGGCGAGAGCCUUCAAAUUUUCUCUCAUUUCACAUAUAUAUCUACUCAAUGACAUUUUGCAAUCAGGUGAAAUGACAAUGAAAAGUGAAUGACAGAGCAGUGUCUACCUCGAGAUCCAGGUGAGAAAUGUCGCCUAUAGGAAUUCCCGACUAGACAAAAUUUCCGACUAAAAAGCGACUGGACAUGAAAUUGAUAAUUUGUGAAUAAGUACAAUUGAAUAUAUAUAACUGCCUUGAACGACUAACAAAUAUUCAAAUGACGGUUCAAAUGAAUCAAGUCUCUUUUUAGUGGCGUUGAUAAAUGUGACUCGAUGGUGAUCACAAAAGCCAUAAACAAAGAAAACACCGAAGACAAUCAUUGAAACACUAGAAAAGGUAUAAGACGGGAAUAGUGCACAUCUAUCACCAGCGCCGGGACCACUUCGUAACAAAGGAAGAAUGACUUAUUUUAGUUUUCUAGUGCUUGUUUCAGUAUUGAUAGGCUCAUGGGGAAAGGAGGUCCUUAUCCCACCGCCGCCCCUGAUCACAGACCAGCCCUACUUCGACUCAACGAUGAAGACCAACCAGACAGCACAUGUGGGCCGCCAGGCGGAACUGAGGUGCCGUGUGCAUUCCAUAGGCAACAGAACAGUCUCCUGGAUUCGAGGAAGGGACCUCCGCAUCCUGACGGUAGGGAGGUACACCUACACUUCGGAUCUGAGGUACGAAGCCAUCCAUCAGGAUGGAACUAAUCAGUGGACAUUGAGAAUCAAAUCUGUGCAGCCCAGAGACGAAGGAAAUUACCAGUGCCAAAUCAGCACGAAGCCUAUUAAGGCUUUUAAUACUUAUCUGGUGGUUUUAGCGCCGAGGGGGGAAAUCUUAGGCUCCCCUGAUGUAUAUGUCCAUAGGUACAGCAUGAUCAACCUCACCUGCGUCCUCCAUGAUCUACCUGAGCCUCCCGCUUAUGUCUUGUGGUAUCACAAUAACAAGAGCAUCAGCUACAGCAGCAGCAGAGGUGGCGUGUCAAUCAUUGUGGAAAAGGGACCCACGACUAUUAGUUACCUCCUGGUUACAUCUGCCAUGGAUAUGGAUGCUGGGGUCUACACCUGUGCUCCUUCUAACUAUAAUGCAACAUCUGUCAAUCUGCACAUUUUGCAAGGAGAGGAACCGUCGCCUAUACGCAAGAAAAACUCCAUCCCCUCCAAAGAAAAAGCGGCAUCCCAAGGGGAGUUCCCGGCAGCGAUGCAUUCUGACACAUCAUCAGGCUCGAUUCUUGCAGUGGGAGAAGCCAGCUUGCUCUUUUUACUGACCCCCGCUCUCAGAAUAUUUUGGCUCUUUUGUAUAGAAGACACCUAAAAGGUUUCUUUAAUUCCUCCUGUGUUACAAAAUAAUCGUAAAAGUGGUACUGAGUAAGUGUAUAUACUAAGCCGGCGUGCAUAUAUGUAUGUGUGUUUCAUUUCUCUUUUCCGUUUGUUUACUUGUAUAUAAAAUUUGUAUGUGCUAUGAUACAUGGGUUUUUGCAUAGAUAUAUAAUGUAAUUGUUCAUCUGCAUACAAUAUUGUGUUUACCCACCAAAUACUAAUAUCAUUCAUAAUUCAUACAAGUAGUUCUCAUUCAAAUGUGAAACAAGACCACUCAUUGGCAUGAGUAUUAUUAUAAGAGUUUGUUUAAAAUUAUCGUUUGUUUACCAAUUGCAACGUAGAUCUUUAUGCAACAUUAUCUUCUAACUGAAAUUAUCUUCUAACUGAAACUUUGCUGUAAUUUUCAUUUUUAUUACCAAUAAUGAGGGAAAAGGUGUAACAAUAAAAGUUGAUCAUUUUGAAAUAAAAGGAAUGUGUGCCACCAAAUAACGUAUAUACUGAUAUUUUAGGCUUUCUAGUUUUUUUUAGUUGAAGGAUAUAAUAAAUAUCACCAUCUUUAUAAUUUAAGAACCGCAUCCUUUUUUUUCUUUGACAGCAAUCAAAUGCUCAACUUAUCUAUUCAACUAUUAAGAUAGCCGAAUCGAUAAGAUGAAAAAUAUCCAUCUUUGUAUCUAAACGGGGAAGAUGCAUUUACUUAGUAUUAAUUCCCCAUAGGUGUAAGUAAUCCCCAAGGUAAAGUGCAAUCGACAUUAAGUGAUGUUUGUGGCUUAAUAUAAGUAUAAAAGACUCAUGUA